This is a messenger RNA of Nicotiana attenuata, 1231 nucleotides long. Its product is annotated as peptidyl-prolyl cis-trans isomerase CYP18-1. Gene Ontology annotation, cellular component: catalytic step 2 spliceosome. Gene Ontology annotation, biological process: protein folding; protein peptidyl-prolyl isomerization. The transcript has 6 exons. The coding region runs from base 183 to 719 and encodes 178 amino acids. Gene Ontology annotation, molecular function: peptidyl-prolyl cis-trans isomerase activity. Lineage: Eukaryota; Viridiplantae; Streptophyta; Magnoliopsida; Solanales; Solanaceae. The record is from RefSeq and is a predicted model, not a curated record.
CAUUAUUUCGAUAAUUCGCUAUUUACCAAAGUUUGUGUCACGAGAAAGAACUCGAAGCUAACCGGCCCAUACAUAAAAAUCCCACCAAAACCCUUUGUUAAACUCCUAUUUUUCAUCAGUAGCGAAGCAGAGAAGGGCUCCGAGUCGGCUCUAAUAAUCCCAAAAGACUCAAGCAGCAAAACAUGUCAGUGACGCUUCAUACAAACCUAGGCGACAUCAAGUGCGAAAUCUUCUGUGACGAAGUCCCUAGAACUGCUGAGCUCUUCUUCGGUUCUUCCUCUUUCAGUCGCAACAGCCAGGGUUCAGCCAUUCAGAACUUCUUGGCAUUAUGCGCAAGUGGUUAUUAUGAUGGGACAAUAUUUCACAGAAAUAUAAAGGGUUUCAUGAUCCAAGGUGGUGACCCAACAGGUACAGGAAAAGGUGGGACAAGUAUUUGGGGAAAAAAAUUCAAUGACGAGAUACGGGAGUCUCUCAAGCACAAUGCAAGAGGGAUAUUGUCAAUGGCCAACAGUGGCCCUAACACCAACGGGAGCCAGUUUUUCAUGACAUAUGCCAAGCAGCCACAUCUUAAUGGAUUGUACACCAUCUUCGGGAAAGUGAUACAUGGAUUUGAGGUUCUUGAUAUCAUGGAAAAGACUCCAACAGGACCAGGUGAUAAGCCCCUUGCCGAAAUCAGGCUCAACCGGGUGACCAUACAUGCUAAUCCACUUGCUGGCUGAUGUUAUUUUGAAACCAUGCUAUGGCAGCAUGUGUAAUCUCAUUGUUGGACUUGUCGAUCAUGGUGAUUACUUAGUAUCAUUGCUAUGGUCAACCUUCAUCACCGACAAAUUUACUGGUAGAUAGGGAGUAGUUGAUACGGGAUGGUAAUACUAGUGAAGCUUCCAUUGGUCGAACUAGAUUAGCUGCAGAAGUUUUAUUUUCUUGAAAACACAAUCUUGAUAUCUCCAAAUAGCAAUAUCUAACUGAAGCCUUGAAAUGGUUCCACUAGAUUUACAUGUUUACUGUUUACAUUACAAAGGCCUCAUGCAUCUCAAGUAAGUAAUCAUGUACCUUGGUAUGAAAUAUAAGAACGACCAGUGCAAAUCUAGUUGGAUGCUAAUGUUGAAGUGAACUAUGGAAAGAUUUAAGAUUUAUGGAAUGUAAAUCAGGAAUAGUUAACAUGGGUUAUACUUUUGAAUAUUUUGUACUUUCUGUUAUCUAAUGCAAUUUGAUUGGUACUUUUUCUUGUGUA